AUGCUUGGCAGUGCACUAAGUUACGAUGAGAUAGAACGCGAAAUAGAAAAAAUGCAGUCACCAAACCCAAAGCUACGAGAAGAAAGCAUAGACAGCUUGUACAAAAUAUCAAAAGAAAUCGGACAAAUAUACACAGUGCAGUACCUACUACCAUUUAUACAGAAAAUACUAGAUACAAAUGAAGAGGCAAAGGUGCACAUUCUGCACCAAAUAGAGAAGGUAUCACGGGAAGUGCUGCAGGAAAUAAAGCCAGUGUAUCCUCUGUAUAAAGAGAUAUUCCUAACACGAGACGACACUUUACGGGAGAAAGCUGCUGAGUCCUUGGUGGGCAGCGUAGUGCACAUAUCAGAUAGGAAGAUAGACUAUGAAUUGUACGGGCUUGAGGAGUUUAUAUGCAGGCUGGGAGAGAGCAGAUUUGUGAUGCACAGGAUAUCUGCGAUUUCUUUGCUGAGAAAGUGCUUGGACGAAAUACCGCAGCACGUGCAGCUGGGGAGGCUGAAGGGACUUUUUGCAGGGCUCCAGAAGGAUCCUCUUUCCAUCGUCAGGAGAAAAAGCAUUGCGUGCGGAGAGAUACUUUUGUACUUUUACACGGAGGGCGAGAUCCGGGAGAUCAUAGAGGGCGUGCUGCAGGAUGAAGAUGACAUUGUCCGAAGCUAUUUUGUGUCGCCGCUUUUCCUGCUCGACAAGACCAAAGAGAACCUGGUGUUUAACCUGAAAAUAUUCAAAAAGGCCUCGGGCGACAGCAGCUGGAAGGUCCGCAGCAGCUCCACAAAGAUCAUCAAAGACGUGAUUCUGUACGUGUACGCGCAGGGGAGAGAGUCAGACUCUGGCCUCUUGCAGGAGAGCCAGUUCAAGAGAGGGAGCGAAGACGAGGGCGCGCUGGAAACAUCGCAGGAAAGCGGGGUUUCAGUUCUGGAGUGCAUAGACAGGCUGGUGGAGGAUAAAGAAGACGAGGUCAGAAGAAGCAUCGUGGAGAGAACCCCAGAGAUAUUAAAGGAGGCUCCGCACACAAAAAACAAGAUACUUUACAUCAUAGAUAAGGCAUCGUGCGACAGGUCCCCAGGCGUGCGGGAGAUUGUGCCAAACAUUCUUUCGGUUAUAUCGGAGAUAAUAACGAAGGAGGAUGUGGCGCUUUUCAUAUCCCCCAUCAUCAAGAGGCUCCUGGUGGACGAAGACCAGAAGACAAAGAUGGAGACGAUAGGGAAGCUGAAGACGCUGUACAGCAAGCUGGGGACAGAUGCUGUCACAGAUGCCCUCACUCCGGUCAUAAACGACCUAAGCAGCGCCAAUUGGAGAACGCGAAUCGCUGUCCUAAAAAGCAUUUCUUCUCUCAGCAGGCAGAUGAGCAAAAAGUACUUCUACGAGUACCUGAACGAGCCAUUUUUCAAGGUAUUUAUCGACCCAAUUUGGCUGGUCCGGAAGGAGGCAGCAGCAAUUCUUGCGGAAAUCUCCAUAAACUUCGGCGCUCCCUGGGUGUGCGCUGACAUGAUGCAGUCCCUGGAGUUUCUCAAAAGCAGCCGGCACUAUGCGCACAGAAUCUCGUACGUGACUGCGCUGGGAAAGAUUCUGCAGACGCUGUGGCCUCGGCGCGUGCAGAAGCUCUUGGGGAAGAAUCUUUUGGAGAUGGCCGACGACCCGAUUCCGCAGGUGCGCCUGACAGUGGCCAAGGCUGCACGCGCUGGGAUUCUUGAAGAAAAGCACCGGAUUCUGAAGCAUCUGCAGGACGACGCCCACCCAGAAGUAGCGAGCAUCUCGGGAGCAGAAACUGAAUAA
Messenger RNA from Nematocida major, 1773 nucleotides. RefSeq names its product serine/threonine-protein phosphatase 2A regulatory subunit A. Lineage: Eukaryota; Fungi; Microsporidia. Gene Ontology annotation, biological process: protein dephosphorylation. Gene Ontology annotation, molecular function: protein phosphatase regulator activity. Bases 1 to 1773 code for a protein of 590 amino acids. Gene Ontology annotation, cellular component: cytoplasm; protein phosphatase type 2A complex. The transcript has a single exon. The record is from RefSeq and is a predicted model, not a curated record.